Messenger RNA from Archocentrus centrarchus (flier cichlid), 952 nucleotides. RefSeq names its product zinc finger, FYVE domain containing 21 (gene zfyve21). Lineage: Eukaryota; Metazoa; Chordata; Actinopteri; Cichliformes; Cichlidae. The transcript is spliced from 8 exons. The coding region runs from base 266 to 859 and encodes 197 amino acids. Gene Ontology annotation, molecular function: metal ion binding. The record is from RefSeq and is a predicted model, not a curated record.
UUCCUGCGGACGGCGCAGUUGGCCGCUGGACUGGGCGUUGUAGGCUGUCAUGGCCAGCCUGGCAGCAAACGGAGCUUGUUAGCCAGUUAACAGCUACAACUAGCGGUAAACUUAAUUGGGACGAGAGUGACGAAACGUCCCUUGUUGUGUGUGUUGACUGACAGCACGUCCGCACACAGGCUAGCUAGCUAGCCGUUUGUAUGCCAGUGCAGUGAAACUACAGGAGGACAUACAAAGACUGUCUGCAAAAAAUUGUGCCAGAUGUAUGCAGUGUGACACCAAAUUCGACUUCAUCAGAAGAAAGCACCACUGCCGGCGGUGCGGCCGGUGUUUCUGUGAUAAAUGCUGCAGUAAGAAGGUGGCGCUGCAGCGCAUGUGUUUUGUUGAUCCGGUGCGGCAGUGCGCCGAGUGCAGCCUGGUCUCCCAGAAAGAGAUGGAGUUUUACGACAAGCAGCUCAAAGCGCUUCUGGGAGGAGGCACCUUUGUUGUCACUCUGGGAACAUCAGAUAAGGCUGAAACCAUGACGUGUCGCCUCUCCAACAACCACAGGUAUCUGUUCCUGGAUGGUGAAAGCCACUUUGAGGUUGAGCUGUCUCGGAUCUCCAGCAUGCAGAUUUUGACGGAUGGGACAAGUCCAGGAGAGAAUGACAUUCACACUUACACCAGUCUGCUGGACAGUCACUUUAUCUCUGAAGGAGGGUCAAGAGCCAGUGGAAUGCUGCUCCAUUACAAGCCAAUGGGCUCGGAGGAUGUCCAGCAGCUCCGCAUGGAGGCGGCAGACGACAAGAAGGUGGCCUCAUUGUGGUUGGCUGCGAUGCACAAGGCAGCCAAACUGCUGUAUGAAGCCCGAGACCAGUGAGGGCCAGGACUGAAGCUCCAGGCAGCGCACACCCAAGUGUUUUGUACCCCUCUCAGCCGGGUUUGGUACCGUUUGGAUUUUAUUAACACCAAU